Messenger RNA from Peronospora matthiolae, 579 nucleotides. Lineage: Eukaryota; Oomycota; Peronosporomycetes; Peronosporales; Peronosporaceae. The record is from the annotation of a GenBank genome assembly.
AUGUCGUCCACCAGCAACGCCUCCAUUGACAAGUUCAACGGAGACAAUUACGCAACGUGGAGCCGGUACAUGCGCGGUGUGUUUUUGACGAAGUCCGUCUGGCACGUCGUCAACCGUGAAGUGACUCCGACGUUCACCGACCCGCGAGCGUCCGAUGACUACGUCAAGGCAAGCAACGUCGCGUUUGGUAUGAUGCUGCUGCACAUGAACGCGGACUACCAUCAUGUGCUGGACAACUGCGAGGAAGUCUGGGUUGCGUGGACAAGUCUGAAGACGCUGUACGGUGGGUCGCAGAAGGCAGGACGCAUCUACCUCAAGCGACAACUUUUCAGUAUCAAGAUGGCUGAAGGCGCGAACGUCAUGCAUCACUGCAACGAGGUCCUCAACAUCUCCGCCAAGCUUAGCGGCAUCGGUGCGAAGAUGGAAGACGAAGACGUUGCGAUCUGUAUGCUACUCAGUCUUCCGAAGAGCUACGAAAAUGUGGUGCUCAACAUGGAAAUGAGCAGCACCAAGCUUCGCACUCAAGAUGUGGUGAGAGUCCUGACGAAUGAGCAUGCCAAGCGUCAAGGAAAAAAAUGA